GGGUGCUUCACUUGAACAGUUAAGUAUAACCGUCCUUCAGCACAGCCACGGAUGACACAGCUCUAUCUAAGUGCUCCUUAAGGUUUGAAGGUGUGUGCCUCCUCUUCAUUGGCAGGUGAAGCAGGGGAAGAUGUCUCGGAUCAUGUCCAGAAAAGGACAGCUGUUAAUUCUGCUGAGCUUUUCGAUUGGAUGUCUGUAUCUGCAAAGCAACCUUCAACAAAUACCGCAGUGCAUUUGUGGGGGCUGCCACAAAAAUGAUCCCUGGUUCUCUACCCGUUUUAAUACAUCAUAUCACCCUCUGAUGACAAGUAACACCAGUGUUGUGAGUGCAGAGACUUUUCAGUGGUGGAAGCGGAUGCAGAACACACGUUCAGGAUGGAAGGACUACAAAAGAGUUGUGGAUAAAAUUUUCCAAACCAUCCCAGACAAGGAGAUGCACAGGGAUGCUGGUCCUGAACGCUGUAGAGUGUGUUCAGUGGUCGGCAACUCUGGGAACCUCAUUAACUCUCAUUAUGGUCCUAUGAUUGAUGAUGGUGAUUUUGUCUUCAGAAUAAACCGAGGUCCCACCAAAGGCUUUGAGCAGGAUGUUGGAUCAAGAACUACUCAUCGCGUUAUUUACCCUGAAAGUGCUGUUGACAUGGGCAACUCCACUCACAUGGUCUUUUUUGCCUUCAAGCUGGCGGAUCUGAAAUGGUUGGUUAGUUUGUUCACCACACACACUAUCAAACAACAAAACAAGGUUGUGAAAAUAACAACCAAAGCAAACAUGAGCUUGGUGAUGGUUGUAAGCCCUGGUUUCAUGAAGUAUGUUCAUCACCAGUGGCUGAAUAAACAUGGCCGAUAUCCAUCCACUGGAUUCAUGACUGUCAUUAUGGCUUUUCAUAUCUGUGACAAGGUCCGAGUGUAUGGAUUUGGAGCCGACAAGGAUGGCAACUGGAAUCACUACUUCGAGCGGAUACGGCCAGCUUACAAAACAGGCAUACACGGGGGGACCUUUGAGUAUGUCACCCUCAAGGAACUUCAGAAAAGGAACAAACUUGAACUGUAUGAAUGACCUCUGGAAACAGAGUUACAGUGCAUUCAAGUCUUACCAAUGUUAUUUAGGACUAUUAUCUCUAUUUCUCUGUGAGUGUGCAUACGUAUGUGUGUGCGUGCAUGCAUGCGUUUAUCUGCCUGCCUGCCUGCGUGUAUGCCUGUGUACGUGCGUGUGUGCGUGCGAACAUGAGCACUUUCUCAUGAACUCUGAAUAACUGGUGCCUUCCUGGCAGCGUCCAUAGCUGGUGUGUUAAUGUGGGAAUGAAUGUGUAUUUGAAAGCACUUUGAAUCAACUGUAUAACUGUGCUAGAUAUAUUUUUAUUGAUUUUGAUUUGAUUGAUUGAAAUAAGUUAUUUACUGGAUUCAAUGUCAUUUGAUGGCAACACUUACGCAACACAACAUUACACAACACAAUCAGUAUAGCCUAAAUUAAUUAUGGGAGACCAACAAUGAAAAAUAAUCAAACAUGAUCAUGAUUAAACAUUUUUGCAAUCAUAAUAAUUAUAUCUAUUGUAAAGAACACCACUUUGAGUCAACUUAAAUUAAAGCAAG
Molecule: messenger RNA, 1587 nt
Organism: Engraulis encrasicolus (European anchovy)
Lineage: Eukaryota; Metazoa; Chordata; Actinopteri; Clupeiformes; Engraulidae
Product: CMP-N-acetylneuraminate-beta-galactosamide-alpha-2,3-sialyltransferase 2-like
Exons: 7
Coding region: 131-1054 (307 amino acids)
Biological process (GO): sialylation
Cellular component (GO): membrane
Molecular function (GO): beta-galactoside (CMP) alpha-2,3-sialyltransferase activity
Source: RefSeq, a predicted model, not a curated record